This is a messenger RNA of Diaporthe batatas, 2287 nucleotides long. RefSeq lists its product as uncharacterized. The coding region runs from base 9 to 2198 and encodes 729 amino acids. The record is from RefSeq and is a predicted model, not a curated record. NCBI's taxonomy places the organism in Eukaryota, Fungi, Ascomycota, Sordariomycetes, Diaporthales, Diaporthaceae. The transcript is spliced from 2 exons.
GAUCGACCAUGUGGGGUAGCGACCAAUGUUGUAUCUGCAUACCUAGGUAUGCUACAGAGCAGUUGCCACCACAGUCCAUAUUUGGAUUUCAUGAUCAUUUCAGGCAGGGCUUCAAAUAUUCGGCCCUUGAGAAGCCCACGUCGAUACGGUUGGUGAAACUCUCACCGAAAACCGACGAUUAUCUCAUUCGGUGCACAUUAAUCGAGGUUGACCUCAACACCAAGCCAAACUACGAAGCUCUCUCGUACACGUGGGCCAUCGAUAGCGAUAUCUCUGGCCCUCACACUGGCGCCCCUGACAGGACAAUAAUAUGCAAUGGUGCGACUCUUGACGUAUUCAAGAACCUGUACAAUGCGCUCUUACAACUGCAGGAGCUCGGCUGGACGUCGACGCCCUUCUGGAUUGAUGCCAUAUGCAUCAAUCAGGGUGAUGACAUGGAGAAAAGUGCGCAGGUCAACAUGAUGGGCGAUAUUUUCCGCGCCGCCUCACGUGUGGUCGUCUGGUUAGGCAAAUCCUCGUAUGCCACCGAGCUCGCACUUGAAAAGGUCGGCCCCCUCUUCACUGAUGGAACCAUCGCUCAAGACCUAUCGACCCCUUGGGCAGCCGUGAAAAGCCGGGGCGCCGCCUUUGUCGCGUUCGAGGCGCUGAACUGGGUGCUCUCCCGGGGCUGGUUCGGGCGCGUCUGGACGCUGCAGGAGGCAGCCCUGGCCCGCGAGACGGUGUACCUGCUGGGCCCGCGGUCGGUGCCGUUCCAGGAGCUGCUUAGCUGCACGUUCGCAGCGGACGGGGCCGUAUCCCUGGGCCACGUGGAGAGUCUCCUGGGAAGGCUGCGCACACGCAUCGUAGGCCUCAACUUCGCACGCGCCGCGCACGAACUGCUCGAUAGUGGGCGCGGCUGCACGCUCGAGGCGGCCGUGACAGAAGCAAGGGCCCGGCGCGCGGUGAAAGGGCAGGACAACCUGUACGGCGUGCUUUCGUUGUGUGACCCGGAAGAUGCGGCGGGCCUGGCUGCCGACUACAAGAAGUCUGUCCAGGAGGUCUUUUGCGAGUGCGCCGCGGCGUUGCUGCGGAGCAAGAACACUGGGCUCUUGCUGCUCUCGCUGGUGGGUCAGAUCCGCCGGGGCUGUGACCUCGCCUAUGCCUUCUCCGCGAGCUACAUCGACCAGUUCAGGCCGGAGGCGGGCUUCGUGGAGGACUUGCCCUCGUGGGUUCCUGAUCUCAGCGCCCCGGCGAGACCGACGCCCCUAAUGAAGCUGACAGCACUCACAUUCUCCGCUGCUGGGUCAGUUGAGCCCAGCUUCUCUGUCACUGGCAACAAAGGGAGAGUACUGAAACUCAAAGCUGCACUACUGGAUACCGUUACAGCUACAGGCGACAGCCGCUCGGGUCGAUUCAUCAGACCUAUUUGGAGACUGCUUCGACUCUUAUCUAACUUGCCACGCCAAUCUGAAGGGAUAUACGUACCUACCGGUGAGCCUAUAGUGACGGCGCUCUGGAGAACUCUCGCCGCCGGGGCCACGCAUACUACCGACAAGCCAGACGACGCUGAGGAAGGCGAUGACAAGAUGGUGGAAGUCGAGCUCACCGACAGUCAUUUCGCGGAAUGGUUUGUCAUUUUCGCCGAAGAAUCGUAUACGCUCUCCGAAAGGAAAAUGCGCGAGGGCAUCUUGAAGGAGCAGGACGAGGACGACCUAGAUCUGGCUGCUGAGCCUGACGACAGACACCGCAUCGGUGUUCGGGAGUUCAUGCAUGAUAGCAAGAUGAAGAAGCUGGACAGCUACAAGAUUCAUACGGUCCGGCAGUUCCUGGCUUCAUUCGACACACCCGCCUACAGGCUUCGGGAGCUCAUCAGGUUGAGGCAUGAGCGAUUCAAGGGGAUGAGCAGGGUAGAUCUCGAGAUCGAACAGAAAAUGUGGACUGCCAAAGAUCCGCUGUUCGAAGAUGUGUUUGAGAAAUUCUACGCUGACCGGAGAAUGUUUUGUACCGAGAGUGGUUACUUAGGAACAGCUCCAUGGACAGUGUUGGAGGGGGACGUUGUCAUGCUUGUAGCAGGGGCGAGUGUGCCCUAUGUGUUUAGACCGUCAGAGAGGAUAAAAGGGGGGUGGGAGUUGGUGGGUGAGGCAUAUUGCCAUGGAUUCAUGUUUGGGGAAGGCACAAAGAUUGGGGGCAUAGAUUUUCACACGAUCGACGUUGUGUAACACGGCGGAACAGAAACCAUUGAUGAAUAGCCAACUCCAUGACGAGAACGAGAUUCGUCAUGUAGGGAUGGAAUCGAGAGUUGCGAUCA